AUGAGGAUAUGGGUGCUAUUCCUCUUGUCUUUAAUUUGUGUCACCGUUCUCGUUGAAGCCUUCGAUAAUGCUCGAGGAAAAGUGCAAAACCAGACAGCAAUAGCUGAAGAGGACGAGCAUCAAAGUGUCGAAGAGGCGGUGAAACCACCAAGCAAACGAGGAGCAUCGAAGAAUAAAAAGUUACCCAAAGAAGAGACUGAUGAAGAAGAUGAACCCGUUGAUGAACCAAAAAGACAAGUGAAGAAAGGAAAGAAAAAGGCAAAACAAGAGGAAGAAGUAGAUGAUGAUGAAAAUAAAACCUACCCAAUCUGUCAAACACCUCCAAAGCCGAAAAAGGAGGCUGAAAAGAAAAAGGAUUUGGAAAAAGAUAGCCUACUUGGCUAUCUUUUCUUUAAAGAAAGUGAUGAGAAGAAAGAAACUGACACACUUGAUGAUGAUUAUGAUGAUGAUGAUGGGGACGCAUGUCAUUGUGAGAUGAAUGAUAUCACUUGUGAUAAUGUCCUUUUCGAGGAUGACAGCAAAUUAGACACGUUGAUGUUGCACUCGGUAAACAAAGACUUCAUCGCUUACACCUUUCGUGCAAGAGACAACACUUUCUAUUACUUGGAAAAGGAUAAAAUCAUUCCUGGAAUGGUUGAAAGUGUUAGUGAAGUGGAUCUUUCAAGGAAUAGAGUGAAAGAGAUCAAAAAUGAAGCUUUCUACAAUUUCAAGAAUAUGAGUGUCUUGAGUUUGGAAGGGAACAAUUUGAAGAAGCUAGACAAAAACGUUUUCAAGGGCGCUCCCGAAGAACAACUCCACCAACUAUUCUUGAACCAAAAUCGUUUCACGAAUUUACUUGAAAAGCCAUUCUCUUUGUUGAAGAACUUGAAGAUAUUGGUUCUCGAUUACAAUAAGAUCAAAGUCACCAGUGAUUUAUUCGAGGGAUUGGAAAAUCUUGAGGAACUCUCAAUGGAUUUUUGCCAUUUGGGAGACAAGAACUUUGAUGUGAACGUUUUUGAUAAGAUUCCAAAACUCCGUGUCCUUUCAUUGCGUGGAAACCAAUUCACCGAAGUGCCAAGAGCCAUUCAAAAGUUGCCGAAUCUGGAGCUGCUUGAUCUCUCAAAUACAAGCAUUUCAGAAUUCCACGAGAAAUCUUUCAUGGAUGAUCAGAGUCUCAAAGUAAAACUUGGGAUAAAGAAAAGCUUCAGCGCCGUCUUCCAAAAAGAA
Mesorhabditis belari is the source of this 1206-nucleotide messenger RNA. The record is from the annotation of a GenBank genome assembly. NCBI's taxonomy places the organism in Eukaryota, Metazoa, Nematoda, Chromadorea, Rhabditida, Rhabditidae.